UCGAAUCUUCGCGGCAAAGUGAUUUUUGUCCAGUUGUUGUGGCAUCAUGGCUGGUGAAGCGGCAAAGGGAACCAUGGGCAUCUUCAUUGUCUUCGUGCUGUCUCGUGCAUUGCACCCCAUGGUCAUUGACUACUCCAAGGUCGAUGGGAAGAUGCUGUACUCCAAGAACUCCCCGGCAAUCAUGAGCCAGCUCCUCUCCAUGGUUUUCGUGAACUUCCUGGCUUGGCAAGAGGAAGGCAUGAAGGGUGUGAAGGCUUGCUGGGCGAUUCCAAAAGGUGCUUCCAUCUUCAUCGUCAUUGGUUUGUGGUAUGCCUUUGGCGACUUCUUGGAGAUGCUGUCCAUGGGUGCUAUGAAGGGUGGAGUGUACCAACUCUUGUUGCAGUCAAAGCUUUUGAUCACUGCUGUCAUGGUGAUGUACCUGAAGGGCACCAUGCAGAGCGAUCUGCAGUGGAGUGUGUUGGUUGCAGCAACCUUGGCCAUCAGUGCGUUUGUCAUGGUGGAUUCGGGCAGUUCUGAUGAUGCGGGCAUCCCUUUGAUGGGAGUGGCCAUGGUGCUGUUCAAGGUGGGUGUCUCUUGCUAUGCUGCGGUGCUUUCCGAUGCCAAGUUGAAGGGCUUCAGCAACAUGUCCAUGUCUGCCAAGCUGUCCUUGAUGUCCUUGUCCCGUGUCAUUGCCUCGAUCGCCAUUGCUGCUGUCAUGGAACCGGGAGUGCAACCAUCUUACCACGUGAGCGCUGCUGGAUUCUUUGACCACUGGACCCUGGCAACCUGGAUCGUGACCCUGUCCUUCACCUCCAAGUCUUUGAUCACUCUCUACCUGUUGAAGUCCUUGGAUGGUAUCCAGAAGAAUGUUGGUGAGGCUCUUGCAGUGAUCGUCAUCUUCUUGGGUCAGAUUGCGGCUGGCUCUUCCGUGUUCAACCUUUGCGCCUUCUUGCUUGCUUGCCUGGUAGUCAUCCUCGUUCGCAUCUAUGGGCUUGCCGGGAAGGUAAAGGCUAAGACGCCGGAAGCAGGAAAAACACCGGUGAUUCAGGCGAUUGCAGGAAAGAACGGAGCCACUGACCUGAAGGUUGCUAGCAUCAGCAAUAGCUCACCGUAGAGCGCCACAGAUGGCCACAGAUUUGUACUUCGAGAGCGCUGCUUUUCAAGAAGCCUAUCCUCUUCCUGAAAGGAUUUGUGAUAGAUUCUGCCUUACCAGCGCUCUGUUUGGCAUUUUCUUGGCCGUGAUGACUUAGUCAGAAUGGUUGCUUGAAUGCCACAGGCUAUUUUCGCGUCAGCAUUGUCCGCCCGCCUUUAAUCGGGUAACAGUGCGAGGGCACAAACUCGAUGCUUUUGCUGGAG
Molecule: messenger RNA, 1335 nt
Organism: Cladocopium goreaui
Lineage: Eukaryota; Dinophyceae; Suessiales; Symbiodiniaceae
Source: the annotation of a GenBank genome assembly